CGUGUCCUGAAGAACCAGGAAAUGCGCAUCAAGUUUCCGGACAAUGCGGAAAAGUUCAUGGAAAGCGAGAUAGAGUUAAACGACGCGAUCCAGGAGUUGCACUCCGUGGCCACCGUGCCCGAUCUGUACCCGUUGCUGGUCGAGCUGAACGGGGUGGCCAGUUUGCUGGAGUUGCUGUCGCAUCAGAACUCCGACAUCAGCGUGGCGGUGGUGGACCUACUGCAGGAACUGACCGAUGUCGACAUCCUGCACGAAAGCUUGGACGGUGCGGAAACGCUCAUCGAAGCGCUACGCAGCCAGCAGGCGGCCGGUUUGUUGGUGCAAAAUCUCGAACGCCUACAGGAAACAGUCAAGGAGGAAGCGGACGGAGUGCACAACACAUUGGCCAUAUUCGAGAAUCUUAUCGAAAUCCGGCCAGAGAUAGCGAAGGAGGUGGCCGAGCAGGGUCUGCUGCAGUGGAUACUGAAGCGUCUCCGUGCCAAAAUGCCGUUCGAUGCAAAUAAGCUGUACUGUAGCGAAAUUCUGUCGAUUCUGGUGCAAAACACGAACGUAAAUCGGAUCAUGCUGGGCAGUAUCGACGGUAUCGACGUGUUGCUGCAGCAGCUGGCCGCCUACAAACGGCACGAUCCAGCUUCGGCCGAGGAGCAGGAGUUUAUGGAGAACCUGUUCAAUAGCCUCUGCUCUGCGCUGAUGGCUCGUGAAAAUCGCGAAAAAUUCCUCAAGGGCGAGGGUUUGCAGCUCAUGAAUCUAAUGCUGCGCGAAAAGAAACUCUCACGGAAUGGGUCGCUGAAGGUGCUUGACCACGCCAUGUCUGGCCCGGAUGGACGGGAUAAUUGUAACAAGUUUGUCGACAUUCUUGGUCUGCGCACGAUCUUUCCACUGUUUAUGAAAACCCCGAAGCGGAACAAGAAUCGAUUGCUUGGGGCGGAUGAGCACGAGGAACACAUCGUGUCGAUCAUCGCAAGCAUGCUGCACAAUUGCAAAGGUUCGCAGCGCCAGCGGUUGUUGGCCAAGUUCACCGAGAACGAUUACGAAAAGAUCGAGCGGCUAAUGGAGCUGCACCGGAAGUACCUCGAAAAGGUGGAAGCCUUGGAUCGGGAGAUCGAUCAGCAGAUGCGCACCGAGGACGACGACGAGGAGCCAGAUGAUGAUGCCAUCUACGUGAAGCGCUUAUCGGGCGGACUGUUUACGCUGCAGCUGAUCGACUAUGUUGUGCUCGAGAUCAGCUGCACGGAGGUGGUGAAGCAGCGCGUGCUGAAGAUCCUCAACCUGCACCACGGUUCGAUGAAGACGAUUCGCCACGUUAUGCGCGAAUAUGCCGGCAACCUUGGCGACGCAAGCGACAGUGACUGGCGUGAGCAAGAGCAAGCCCACAUAUUGCAGCUCAUCGAUCGCUUCUAAGUUAGAGGGGGUUGAAGAGAG
Molecule: messenger RNA, 1422 nt
Organism: Anopheles cruzii
Lineage: Eukaryota; Metazoa; Arthropoda; Insecta; Diptera; Culicidae
Product: beta-catenin-like protein 1
Exons: 2
Cellular component (GO): spliceosomal complex
Source: RefSeq, a predicted model, not a curated record